Lathyrus oleraceus (garden pea) is the source of this 883-nucleotide messenger RNA. Its product is annotated as MADS-box protein FBP24. Gene Ontology annotation, cellular component: nucleus. The transcript has 6 exons. The record is from RefSeq and is a predicted model, not a curated record. Lineage: Eukaryota; Viridiplantae; Streptophyta; Magnoliopsida; Fabales; Fabaceae. The coding region runs from base 35 to 742 and encodes 235 amino acids. Gene Ontology annotation, molecular function: protein dimerization activity; DNA-binding transcription factor activity; RNA polymerase II transcription regulatory region sequence-specific DNA binding. Gene Ontology annotation, biological process: positive regulation of transcription by RNA polymerase II.
UCAGCUUUUCAUCAAAGAAAAAAAGUGUAGCAAGAUGGGUCGUGGAAAAAUAGAGAUCAAGAGGAUCGAGAACACUACAACAAGACAAGUUACAUUUUCAAAAAGAAGAACAGGAUUACUCAAGAAAACUAACGAACUUUCUGUGCUUUGUGAUGCACAAAUCGGUCUCAUCAUUUUCUCAAGCACUGGGAAACUUUUCCAGUAUUGCUCUCAACCCUAUAGGAUGGAUCAGAUUAUUGAAAAGUACCAGAGAUGUUCUGGUAAACGAAUAAUUGGGGAGCAUGAUCAUCAGAUUCACCAUAGGGAAGAAAUGUUUCAUGACAUGGCAAUGCUGAGGCAAGAAAGUCUUCGUAUUGAAUUUGGAAUUCAAAGAUAUCUUGGAGGUGACAUUAACUGUUUGAAGUAUGAUGAUUUGACUAAACUUGAAGAGGAAUUAGAGAUUUCUCUUGCUAAAAUUCGAUAUCGUCAGAAUGAGCUUGUGCAGCAGCAAAUGGAGAAUCUGAGAAGGAAGGAAAGAAUAUUGGAAGAUGAGAACAUAAAUUUAUCUAACUGGGAUCAUAGGGCAAUGAUGGAAGAAAACAAAAGAGUGCAAGAACAUGUAAUGGAUCAGUUUCCAUUUUUUGAGGACCAACCUUCUAGUAGUUUCCUUCAACUUGCUGCACCUGUUCUUAGUCCUUAUCUUCAGCUUGCUCAGCCAAAUACUCAAGAUUAUUUCAAGGCUAGGGACUCUGAUGAGCCAUAAUUAUUAUUAAAUGAUUAUGUUAUGUUAUAUUAUAUUCACCUAGAAGACAAUAUUUUAGUUAUUUAUAUAUUGGUAUUAUCAGUAGUUAUGUUUUAAUCAAGCUAUAUACAUUGUGGUUAUAGCCACUGGCCAGAGUCUAAA